Messenger RNA from Rubroshorea leprosula, 1545 nucleotides. NCBI's taxonomy places the organism in Eukaryota, Viridiplantae, Streptophyta, Magnoliopsida, Malvales, Dipterocarpaceae. The record is from the annotation of a GenBank genome assembly.
CUUCAAAAGUCAUAUCCUUUUUUGUGGCUUUUGCCAUUUUGAAGUGUGAUGAACAGAUCAGUCCUCCAUCUCUGCCUCUCUCGACCCCCAGCACAGCGUCCAUGGAGCCGGACUCCGCCCCUGAUCCCCUGAGAAACCAAUUCGCAUCUCUCAACGACCUAACCUACGAGCUCGCCUCUCUCCAGGACCUUGCCACCCGCGGCUCCUGGCGCUCCAUCCUCGACAAGGUCGCUCGAGCCCGCUCCCUCAACCUCCUCUCCAAACCUCACGACCACCUCACCUAUCUCGCCUACAAUGUUCUCGCUCUAUCCAAGCUCCGCCGCUUCCCCGAGGCCUCCAGUGAGCUGAACUCUCUGCACGACUUUAACAGCCACCUGUACCGGUACGAGAACUAUCCCGACGUCUACCCCAAUCGCUCCGGUUCGAUGCUUCCCUUCAUCCUCCGGUUCCUUCACGCGCAGAUCCCGAUUAAAAUCGGCAAUCGCCUGGAAGGGUUAGAUCGUUUCUAUUCUUUACUUGAUUUUACGCGGCAAAGGAUUAAAGAAAAAGAAUCAAAGAAUUUAGAUGUCUCUGUUAGUUUGUGGAGAAAACGAGAAGUUUUUGUCAUGAAUUGUAUAAUUGGGCAUCACCUGGGUGCUAAAGAGUUCAUUGUGUGCUUGGAUUUGAUCAGUGAUCUGAUUCGUCGAGAUUAUUUAGACCCUCUUCUGGUUUCCAAGUUAGGGUAUAUACGGAUGCAGAUUGGUGAUGUCGAAGGGGCGAAAGGGUCGUUUAAUCGCGUUGAAACGAUGCUAAAUGAAGGGAAGAGUAAUGGGUCUUUGAGUGAGGUAGAGUUCAAGAAUCUUGUCAGCAGAAACAAAGCAUUAGUGUAUUUAGUGGGGAAGGAUUAUGUGUCUGCUGUCAGGGAGUACGAUGCCUGUAUUGAGAGAGAUCUAACAGAUGUUAUUGCUCUCAAUAACAAGGCCCUUUGCUUGAUGUACUUGAGGGAUUUGUCAGAUUCGAUUAAGUUGUUGGAAAAUGCCCUGGAGAGGUUACCUACAGUGGCAUUGAACGAGACUGUGGUGAUCAAUUUGUGCAGUAUGUAUGAGCUAGCAUAUGUUAAUCACUCAGAGAUUAAGAAGACAUUGAGUAAUUGGAUUGCCCGGGUUGCACCUGAUGAUUUUGAUUUGUCAUGUACCAGGAUUUGAGGUUGAAUCUUUUGACUCUAUUGUCGCUGUUUUACACCCUGACGUUGUUGUUUAUAUAUAGAUUAUUAGGAAAGUUAAAAUGAGUCAGCCUCUUUGUGUUGGAAUGAUUUUUAUGUCUUGUUCUGGGUUUGGAAAUGCAUACAGGAUUCAGUUAGUCUGUAUGGAGCUAGAAUUGAUGUAGAAGGUCUCUACUUUGAAACAGAUAUGAAUAAUUGCUUUACAUGGGUAUCUCUUUUUAGGUCAUAUUUUCUGCUCAUUGGGUGCAAGAUGAAUUUAUAAACACUUUCUUCUACUGCUAAGAAGAAUUGGACAAGUCUAAUUAUUGGGUGUUCUAAGGAUUUCCAAUAUGCUUUUUCAUGAU